GAAUUCUUCUUACCCUCUGCUUGUCACACUGAUCUCACACACCCUCCGCCGGACUUGGGGCUACUACUUGCUGCAUCUGAAAGGCUGAAACUCUGGGAAUAAAGAAUCCCUGUAACAAUGCCGGAACCCACCAAGAAAGAUGAAACUGAAAAUGAAAGUGCACCGCCACCUCCAGAACAAACAACACCACAGGAGGGUGGAAAUGAAAAGGGUAAAGACGUGGCCAUCAGAGAAAUGACAUCUUCCUCAGAUGAAGAUGACACCUCAGUUAGUACUCCACCAGCAGAUGGGAUGUCUAAGCCAGCAGAAAGAAAAGAUUCAGUAUGGUCUCUUGGAGAAGGAGCUCCAGAAGAGUCAGAAAAACGCGAUGACUCCCAAAGAUCCACUUUAUUCGUCGAGAAACCACAGAGUGGGACAGUGAGUGUUGGUGGGAACAUUACAUUUAUAGCCAAAGUAGAAGCCAAAGAUCUUCUCCGAAAGCCAAACGUUAAGUGGUUUAAAGGGAAAUGGAUGGAUCUGGCCAGUAAAGCGGGAAAGCACCUGCAGCUGAAGGAAUCCUUUGAGCGCCACACUAAGAUUCACACAUUUGAGAUGCAGAUCAUCAAAGCUAAGGAAAACUAUGCAGGGAACUAUCGCUGUGAAGUAUCUUAUAAGGACAAAUUUGAUAGCUGCUCUUUUGACCUUGAAGUCACUGAAUCUUCCCAAGCUGCUCCAUCCAUUGACAUCAGAUCUGCUUUCAAAAGAAGCGGUGAAGGACAAGAGGAUGCAGGAGAACUUGACUUUAGUGGUCUCCUGAAACGUAGGGAGGUUAAACAGCAAGAGGAAGAGCCUGAGGUGGACGUGUGGGAUCUCCUGAAGAACGCAAAUCCCAGCGAGUACGAGAAGAUUGCUUUCCAGUACGGCAUCACCGACCUGAGGGGGAUGUUGAAGCGGCUGAAGCGCAUGCGCAGGGAGGUGAAGAAGAGUGCAGCUUUUGCCAAAGGCCUUGAUCCUGCAUACCAGGUGGACAAAGGAGGUAAAGUAAGGUUCAUGGUGGAGCUGGCAGAUCCAACAGUGGAACUCAAGUGGUAUAAAAAUGGCCAAGAAAUACGACCAAGUGCAAAAUACAUUUUUGAGCACAAAGGAAACCAGCGAAUUUUAUUCAUCAAUAACUGUACGAUGACAGACGAUGCUCGCUAUUACGUAACAGCUGGUGAUGAGAAAUGCUCCACAGAACUGUUUGUGAGAGAUCCCCCGAUUUUGGUGACCAAAGGCCUGGAGGAUACCAGCACCUAUGUUGGUGAACGAGUAGAACUGAGCUGUGAAGUGUCUGAGGAUGAUGCAAACGUGAAAUGGUUUAGAAAUGGCGUAGAACUUACCAACGAUCCUAAAUCUCGGUAUCGAAUUAAGGUUGAGGGUAAAAAACACACUUUGAUCAUAGAGGAAGCUGCCAAAAAUGACACUGCAACUUACUCAGUAAUGACAACUGGAGGGCAAUCAGAAGCCAAGCUUGCUGUUGACCUGAGACCACUGAAGAUAUCACUUGCACUAGAAGACCAGACUGUGAGGCUGGGACAGGAAAUCCACUUGAAGUGUGAGAUAUCUGAGAAUGUGGAAGGGAAAUGGUACAAAAAUGGGCAGCUGAUUGAAGCUAGUGACCGUGUAAAGCUUUACCACAAAGGAAGAAUCCACAGAUUUGUUAUACCAGUUUCUGCUGUUGAUGAUGAGGGUGAAUACAUGUUUGUGCCAGAUGCCUACAACAUUAAUAUUCCAUGCAAAGUUCAUAUUGUAGAUCCUCCUAAACUUCACCUGGAUGGUCUUGGGGAAAACAACACUGUGACAGUAGUGGCAGGAAACAAACUACGACUUGAGAUCCCUAUCACUGGUGAACCAACUCCAAAAGUGUUUUGGAGUAGAGGGGACAAGAUGGUCACAGAUAGUGGGAGAAUACGGGCAGAAACAUACCCAGACAGCAGCUGCCUGGUCAUUGAUGCAGCUGAGAGGGACGAUUCGGGUGCUUUCAGAAUCACUUUAAAGAAUGAGGCUGGAGAGGACACAGCUCUAAUCAACAUUAAAGUGGUUGAUGUCCCUGAUCCUCCUCAGGCACCAAAUGUGACUGAGGUGGGUGAAGAUUGGUGUAUUAUGACGUGGGAACCUCCAGCAAAUGAUGGUGGAUCACCCAUUUUAGGAUACUUCAUUGAGAGGAAAAAGAAACAGAGCUCCAGGUGGAUGAGGCUGAAUUUUGAACUGUGUAAGGAAACAACUUUUGAGCCAAAGAAAAUGAUUGAAGGUGUUGCUUAUGAGGUUCGUGUGUUUGCUGUCAAUGCCAUUGGCAUGUCCAAGCCAAGUAUGCCUUCCAAGUCCUUUGUUCCUUUAGCUGUCACCAGCCCCCCAACUCUGCUGGCAGUGGACAGCGUGACCGACACGUCGGUGACAAUGAAGUGGAGGCCACCAGACCAGAUUGGGGCAGCAGGGCUGGAUGGCUACGUGGUGGAAUACUGCUUUGAAGGAAAUGGAUUCUCUCAAGGUUUAUCGACAGAUCUGUCUGAGGAAUUGGGGGAGCCACCUUUUAACCUGGAAGCCGAUGAAUGGAUCGUGGCUAACCCAGAGCUGACAGACAAAACAAAGUUUACCAUCAAUGGCCUUCCAACUGGCUCGAAAAUCCUUGUGAGAGUAAAAGCUGUGAAUGCUGCUGGUGAAAGUGAGCCCAAGUACCACCCACAGCCUAUUCUAGUCAAGGAAGUGAUAGAACCUCCAAAGAUUCGUCUACCAAGACACUUAAAACAAACUUAUACUCGAAGAGUUGGAGAAACUGUGAAUCUUGUUAUUCCUUUCCAGGGAAAACCAAGAGCAAAAGUAUCGUGGGAGAAAAACGGUUCUCCGAUCGACAAGAACGACAUCAACAUCCGCAACACGGAGAACGACACCAUCAUCUUCAUCCGAAAGGCAGAACGGGGGCACUCCGGGGAGUACGACAUGAAAGUGGAGGUGGAGAACCUGGUGGACAAAGCUACAAUAGAUAUUCAGAUCGUUGAUCGCCCAGGCCCACCAGAGGUUGUAACUAUUGAGGAUGUCUGGGGAGAGAAUGUAAAUUUAUCAUGGAAGCCACCAAAAGAUGAUGGCAAUGCUGCCAUUACUGGGUACACUAUUCAAAAAGCAGAUAAGAAGAGUAUGGAGUGGUUCACCGUGAUCGAGCACUAUCACCGCACCAGUGCCACCAUCAACGAGCUGGUCAUAGGCAACGAGUACUACUUCAGGGUCUUUGCUGAGAACAUGUGCGGCCUCAGCGAGGAUGCAACCAUGACCAAAGAGAGUGCUUUGAUUGCAAAGGAUGGUAAAGUCUACAAGUACCCAGUUUACGAUGACUUUGACUUCAGCGAGCGGCCGCUGUUCACUCAGCCCCUGGUGAACACGUUUGCUGUAGCUGGUUACAAUGCCACCCUGAACUGCAGCGUCCGGGGCAACCCCAAGCCCAAAAUAACCUGGAUGAAAAACAAAGUGCUCAUAAUGAACGACCCAAGGUACCGGAUGUUCAGCAACCAAGGGGUGUGUACCUUGGAGAUCCGCAAACCCAGCCCCUACGAUGGAGGCACUUACACCUGCCGAGCAGUCAAUGAACUGGGAGAGGCAGAAGUGGACUGCAAACUGGAAGUAAGAGUGAUCUAUCAUGGAGUAAUUAAUCCAGGAGAACCACUCAGCUUGGCGGGGGAUAAUCAGUUACACAGUAAGGAUUUUUGAAUGUAUAUUGUCAUCUAAGGUGGGCUUUCGUUCUUCAAGCUAUUAAUGGAUGGAGUGCCUCCGCAUAUCAUUGACUCGUAUAUGCGUGAAGUGCAGGCAGACAAAACCGAAGGGAAGUGAGACUCCGUCCACAGUGCUUCCUCCCACUGCACUGGAAGUUGGUAGCAGAAUAACAUUUUAGCUCUUGCAAUGACAGAAAAACACGUGCAGUGGGGGAUCUUACGACUUCUUUUUUUUUUUCCCCCUAAUUGUCCUUUUGUUUUCCCUACCUGCUCUUACUGAAAAGAAAGAAUACGCAUGGAUUGCUUUGAGGUUGAAAUGAACUGAAGACAACACACGUUUUGUAAUGUUCAGCUUUAUUUUCUGUUUGAUAUCGUGUUCUGUUUUUUAAUGAGGAAAGAGGGGAAGCUGUGUGACAAGCAUAAGGAGGCAGUCAGUCUGUACUCAGUGGUACAAAGCAUAUCUUCCUCACACUGGAAGUACAUGAUUAGCCUGUAGAUGUGCAAUAAGAUCCUUGGAAUACAUACCUCUGAUAAUGUAUCUUAUUCACCUGAGAAUUGUUUAACAGAAUAUGGUUUCACUAUAAUGUAACUAAUGCAUAUGUAAUUAAUGAUCAUUUAAGCUGAACAUAUCUUCCUAUAGAAGUUUUGAUUUCCUAAAUCUGACCCAUGGGUCUCUCAACUUAACUGGAACUGUUUUAUUUAAUGUACAAUAAACAUGAAGUGUUUAAGAUGUA
This is a messenger RNA of Cyanistes caeruleus (blue tit), 4453 nucleotides long. It is a transcript of the gene MYBPC1, whose product is annotated as myosin binding protein C1. Gene Ontology annotation, cellular component: M band. Gene Ontology annotation, molecular function: protein binding. The record is from RefSeq and is a predicted model, not a curated record. Gene Ontology annotation, biological process: sarcomere organization. Lineage: Eukaryota; Metazoa; Chordata; Aves; Passeriformes; Paridae.